CCAUAUAACUAGUAUUCCCAAUGUACUUAGAGCAGCUUCUGAGUGGUGCAAUCUCACAUCAAUUACUCUUCCCAUUUCAUGUUUGGUUGCUAAAUCAUAUAAGGAUUCUCUACACUCUGGUUUGGUACUUCACCACCUCUUGCUAGGGAUAGUUUAAAGACUUUAGUUUUAUUAAAUAAGCUAUCAAAAGUUACCAAAUCAAUCUUCUUUGGAUGCACCUGAAUUUCAUUGUAACUGAAAAGUACAAUUUCAGGUGAAGAACCUAAAAUAUUGUGCGCAAGUUUUAUUUAUUUAGUUUUGGUUAACAAGAUACAAAAAUGUCACGAUUUAGAAAACAAGAAUACAAAAGGCAGGUGAGCGAGGAUCCAGAUAUUGAUAAUUUGUUGGCAAAUUUAUCUCCGGAGGAAAUGCAAGAACUUCAAAUUGAGUUGGAUGUCAUGGACCCAAAUUCCAAUGUCGCUGUCGGGUUGAGACAGAGAAAUCAGACAGAGAAGCAGCCCACAGGAGCAUAUGAUCGAGAGGCAAUGCUUACCUACUGUGAGAAAACAACUAGGAAACUGAUAGAGAAAGAGCUGUCAAUUGAUGAUGGACAACCCCCAGAUGAAUUAUGUAAUCAAUCCACAUCUAAAGAAAUUGAAAAUAAAACCAUUAAAGAGAUAGACAAUGAAAAUAUGAGAAAAAGUGAGGGAGCAGCUAAAACAAAUGGAAAACAUGAAAGAAAAGAAAAAGAUGAGGAUAGUGCAAAAAUAAAAGACAUCAGGGAUAAAGCAAAUGAGGAAAGAUUGAAGACUGAAGAGGUAAAAGGGCAAAAUAAAGAGGAGAAAGAGAAGAGCAGGGACCUAAAAGAAAAAAGUAAUGAAGAAAAACUGACUAAACCCAAGGAAGAAGCAUCAAAGGAUAUUGUCAAAGAGGAAAAGUAUUCUAAGACAAGGAGUGAGUCAAAAGACGUUAGGAAUGAUGAAAACUGCUCCAGCCCUUCUGUGACAAACUCUAGCAAAUGCUGUUCAACACAAUGUAAUGAUUCAGUCAGUGCACAAAACCUUGAGGAGAAAAAACAACCAAAAGCUUCGGAAACACAAACAACAACUUCAACUAUUUAUGAUGAAACGAUAGAAAAAGUAAGGGGCAAUGAUCCUGAAAUAAUUGAAGUGAAUUUAAAUAAUGCAGAGAGAAUGAACAAUGGCAUUUUAAUAUGUUUUGCUGAUGCAUUGAAAGAAAACGCUGUUGUGAAGACCUUUAGCUUUGCUAAUACUCAUGCGGACGACCAUGUUGCUUUUGCUGUUGCUGGUAUGUUAAGGACAAACAAAAGCAUAACAAACCUCAACUUGGAAUCCAACUACAUCUCUGGCAAAGGUGUCAUUGCUAUCAUGAGAGCUUUGCAACAGAAUAACGUACUGACAGAGUUCAGAUUCCAUAAUCAGCGUCACAUACUUGGAGGGCAGGUCGAGAUGGACAUUGCCAAACUUUUAAAAGAAAAUACCACCCUUCUUAAGCUGGGCUACCAUUUUGAGUUGGCAGGGCCACGUAUGACUGUGACAAACUUACUAAGUAGGAACAUGGAUAAACAAAGGCAAAAGCGUUUACAGGAGCAAAGACAGGGGCAAACAGGGGACAAAAAACAAGCACUUGAAGUCCCAAAGACAUCUGGCAUGCAAAAAUCACCUAAAUCAUCUCCACAAUCUUCUCCCAGAAGUUCACCUUGGUCAUCCCCUAAACCAACUCCGAAGAAGACUGCUACUCUUGCACCACCACCUGCUCCUCCUCCUCCUCCAGUCCUGCCAGAAGAAGCCAACUUUAUGGCUCAGAAUCAUAAAUUACAAAGCAAGAGGACUGGAGAGGAACAAGAAGAGACCAAGAAGUUAAGAAAUUCCUUGACACCUGUAUCUGAAAGAAAGUUGGAAGACAGGCCACCCGCUCAAGAACAGAAUUCCAGAGAUCAGCUUCUGGCUGCCAUUCGAAGGAGCAAUAAGAAAAAUUUAAAGAAGGUUGAAGUUCCAAAGUUGCUACAGUAAGAAGAUGUGUCAUUGUGUGCUGUGGAGAUGCUCCAUUAAUCCUUAUAUAAAUCAAAUUCAGUAUUUAGCUAAAGCUUCAUUGAUACAAUAUUCUCAUUCUGAUCAUUUGAAGGACUUAAUGUUAC
Molecule: messenger RNA, 2137 nt
Organism: Stegostoma tigrinum
Lineage: Eukaryota; Metazoa; Chordata; Chondrichthyes; Orectolobiformes; Stegostomatidae
Product: leiomodin-1
Exons: 3
Coding region: 318-2012 (564 amino acids)
Biological process (GO): pointed-end actin filament capping; muscle contraction; myofibril assembly
Cellular component (GO): myofibril; striated muscle thin filament
Molecular function (GO): actin binding; tropomyosin binding
Source: RefSeq, a predicted model, not a curated record